AUGGUAGUCGUUUCCGAUCCUUCACAAAUGGAAUCCGCUCUUCAUUUUGCACGGAAAGCCUCUUUAAUAAGAACGCUGACGAUUGGAAUGCUGUUUCACUUCUUCGUUCCAUCUAUAACAGAAAAAUGUGAAUUCAUUGGACCUGCCAUCUUGAGUCCAGACGAAUGGCUCCUUUACGGACAUGGCAACAUGAUUCCUGCUAAUCUCAAAGUACCAAAGGAUGCUCACAACGGCGCUGCAGUAACGUUAGUGUAUCCUGACGGAAAUCGAAAAGGCUUUUUUGUUACUAUCGCCCUUAUCAAGAAUGAGGUCAGUGGGCAUCUUAUUUGA
Ostertagia ostertagi is the source of this 330-nucleotide messenger RNA. NCBI's taxonomy places the organism in Eukaryota, Metazoa, Nematoda, Chromadorea, Rhabditida, Trichostrongylidae. The record is from the annotation of a GenBank genome assembly.